Caenorhabditis bovis is the source of this 2253-nucleotide messenger RNA. The record is from the annotation of a GenBank genome assembly. Lineage: Eukaryota; Metazoa; Nematoda; Chromadorea; Rhabditida; Rhabditidae.
AUGUCUGAAGAGGCUCAGGAAUACAAGCUUACAUUGACUGAACUCAAGUCGAACAACAAGACUCAAAUUAAUCUACUCACGAUUCUUGCUGACGAUUACAAAAAAAAUGCGGCGGAAAUCGUCGACGUCAUCGAAGCACAUUUGCACACAGUUUCACCGCCAAUGAAGUUGCUGACAAUGUACGUUAUGGAUUCAAUUCUGAAGAAUGUGAAGGAGCAAUACAUUGAAUUGUUCUCAAAAAAGAUUAUCUCAAUGUUUAGUCAUGUAUUCCAGCACGGUGAUGAAAAGAUUCGCUCAGCGUUAUACAAACUCCGAGUGACAUGGUCCGGUUUGCAUGUGUUCAUGCCAUCAAAACUUUAUCAAAUUGAUAUGAGGGUGCACUCGCUUGAUUCGGCCUGGCCAAUUGCGAAUCCACAAACCGGUCGAGCCCUCAAAGACGAUCCAGCUGUCACUGCUCCGCGUCCACAAAAACCACAAGUUGCAUCGGCAUCUUCUUCGUCGUCUUCGACGUCGACAUCGCAAACGAAGGUUUUUGUGAACAGAAAGUUCAUUCAUCAAUCUGGAGAUCUCGCGAACAAUACGGCUCCGUCUUCGAACACUCCAGCGAAGAAACCGACUGCUCCUGUCAAUUCAAAGAAGGAGAAGACAACACCAAAAGAUCCAUUAGACAAACUCUUGCCUCCACCUGCGAAUAAUACUUCGAAAGCCGCCCCACCAUCGGCUCCAUCAAAACGCAAGUCUCCAAACCAAGCGAUUCCAUCGGAACCUCCAGCAUCCAAGAGGAAAGUCGAAUUGGACUUGGACUUGAGAAAUCGCGAUCAAGAUUUGAGACACGCGCCAAAAGUGAUAAAACCAACUUCUGUUAUUGGCUCUCAUGCAUUCAGCAGUCCACCACGUAUCACAGCUGUUGCUACACCACCAGCACCUACUAUAAUUAGUAACCCAAUUGCUCCCGCCCAAAUCUUGCCUCCCGCGAUUAAACCAGCUAUAAUUACGAAUGACACCGUGAAAUUGGAUAUACCACAAAACAAUAGGAUUUUCGUUGAUGGAAAGGCUUAUGAGGUUAUGUUUAUCGACGAGGUUGCGGUUAUUGAACGAGCUGGAAACCCGCAUCGCGUUUAUUUCGCUGGCCCACCAAGAAACGUGAUUGUCGACGGAGUUCCACAUUUGUUAGCAUUUGGGGAGACGAGAAACAUCGAAAUUGAGGGCUCUCUUCAUCCGAUUCGAUUUGGCGCUCCAAGCCGAGAGCUUUAUAUUGGAGGCCAUCCUUUCAAAGGGCAGUUUGGAGGAAGUCCGAUUUUUGCUACAAUCAAUGGAAAGAAGCAUGAGAUUCGACUUGGAGGGUCUGCUCCAGAAGUUCGGAUUGAUCCAGAUCCAGCUUAUGACUUGGCUAGAUUCCUGAACAAAAUGAGAGAAGAAAAGAAAGUCGAAAUUAAGGCUGCUCAGCCGAAACUUGAUGACCCAUUUAUGUUAUUGAAAAAACUACAAAAAAGCGGAUACUUGAAACCAGUAACUGUCCCAGUUUCUGCGCCUUCUGUUGCGGCUCCUCUGAAAUUGCCGGAGUCUACUCCUCGAAUGCCAUUCAGCGCUUCCGCUCCUGUAUUGGCAUCGCCAACACUCGUAGAUAAGGUUGGAAUUGAGCGUCGAGCUGUUCCACCAUCUCUUAAAGAUUUUAACAUUCGAUUGCUUAAAAUUCGUUAUGAUAGCGUCGUCAAGGCGAUAAUUAAUAAACGUGCCGAUUCUUGCCCAUAUUGUGGAAUGCGUCUCGAUGGAAUGUCACAAAAAAGCGAAGGCUGGACUGCUCACAUGGAUUGGCAUGUGAAAAGAAACUUGAGCAAGCAGGAGAAGAAUCAAUACCGCAAAUGGUAUCCAUCGGCUUCUGUUUGGCUUACAUCGAAAGCAAAUGAGGAGGAAAAUAAUAAAGAUAAAGAUGAAGAGCAACAGCCAACAACCGUCGCUGGAGUGGUAUCCAAGGGUCAAAAGGAGUGCGCUGUGUGUCGUGAAAAGUUUGACGAGUAUUUCGAUCAAGACGAAGAAAUGUGGAGGUUGCGCGAUACUGUUGAAGUAUCUGGAAAGAUUGUGCACGUUGCGUGUUCUACCGAUGCAUCGCUCAUUGAUCAGCCAGAGACACCAAGUGUGAAGCAAGAGCCAUUAGAUUUCGAGGAUGUAAAACCGAUAAUCAAUUCAUCAUCUUCUUCACAUUUUGAUAGAAAACCACAGUUUGAUACAAAACAUCAAUUAGUUGGGAUUUGA